Molecule: messenger RNA, 8083 nt
Organism: Rhineura floridana
Lineage: Eukaryota; Metazoa; Chordata; Lepidosauria; Squamata; Rhineuridae
Gene: MAFG
Product: MAF bZIP transcription factor G
Exons: 3
Coding region: 2061-2732 (223 amino acids)
Biological process (GO): regulation of transcription by RNA polymerase II; regulation of epidermal cell differentiation
Cellular component (GO): nucleus
Molecular function (GO): DNA-binding transcription factor activity, RNA polymerase II-specific; RNA polymerase II cis-regulatory region sequence-specific DNA binding
Source: RefSeq, a predicted model, not a curated record
AAUUGGUACUUGCAGAUAGGCACAGUGUAGUGCUGAAACUGCUCUUCCUACUUCACCUGUUGAAAAGCUUCCCAUUGCAGGCUGUCCUCCAGCUCCUGGUUCCCCCUUGUCGUAAUACCCAUCUUCUUUCUCAUUCCUUACAGCUGGGCCUCUUGUGAUGGGGCUGCCUUUGUUCCUGGGUGGGUGACGUCACCAUGUUUACACUAGUUUGAUGGCACAGCUCUGUGAAUCAGGAAUGUUGAGAAUGGGGCCUGUGUUGAAUCAUGCGCUCUGCUGUCAGCUCUGUUGUGAGCAAAGAAUUGGCGGUGCUUGUGCUGAGUGCAGGCCUUUUGAGCCUGGCAAAAUGUGUUGAGGUUGCACUUUUUCCCUUUGCAGCCGUCGCACUUGGCACUUUCCAGUGUGAUCUUUCUUUGGGAAGCUGUCAAAAAGCUGAGAAAUCAGCAGCCUGGGGAGUUAGACCAAGUUUCUCUCUGUCUCAGUGCCAGUUCUUGCUGGCUGUCCUCCUUGCAUGAUGUUUAUAAGUCCUGCUUUUGUGGCCAGCAAGUCAGGACUGUAGGUGGAUCUGGGGCCAUCCCAGUUUAUGCUGGGUACAGAACAUGAUUAAGUUUGGCAGGGUUUCCACUUCUUGGCUGCCCUCUUUUGGCUCUUAAAAUCUUUCUCGUGGUGAAAGUUGUGCAUGGACUCAGCACACAAUACUCCUCCUGAUGAAAUAUUUCGUAUCUUAUGAUAUUAGCCUGAUAUGCUAUGGCAAGUUCAAGGUACCUUCAUAUUUUGACCCAUCACUGGUUUUAUGGAUGUGUCCCAUCUUUUCUUCAUAGUAUAGUCUAGCCCAACAAUUUCCUGUGCAAUGAAAGAAGCUAUGAACAAUGAAGACUCUUACCAGGCAGCGUUUGUGUUGUCAUCAUCUCUCUUUCCAGAUGUUAAUUAGUAACUUGGCAUUCUAAGUAUUGAUUUUUUAGACAUAUAUUAGAGUCAUGGACUUGCCCUAUGAGGGGCCUUGCUGAGUUGGCUAGGCACUAAAUAUGUAUACUCUCCCUGGGAUAUCUGUUGAACAUCACUUUAUACUAGGUAGUGUGAAUCUUAAGAUAUUCUUACUUGUAUUAGGUUUACAGAUAUAAGAUGGGCCUUUGGAUUUGCAUUUUCUGUAAUUUGCAAACAUUCACAUCACUCUGACAUGAGCGCUUGGAAUGAUGCCUAAUACACUCCCACGUGUAUCAAAUAAAAACCUAUAAUAAGAGGAGGUUGGCUUUAGAGUAUCACUGUUAAUACUAUGACUCUGUGGCUGUGGGUGACUUUUGUUUACAGUUUUGCUCUUCGAGACCUACGGCCACACAUGGUUUUUAAACAUUACAGAGUUGGUAAAAUGAAAGCAAAAGGAAAAAUGAAAUGCUGGCAGGAAUACUUGUGCAGGCUCCAGCAUUUAUUUAACCCAUAUUGAAAGAAUGUGAUUUUAAAACAGUGUUAUGUCAGAGGGAAGCCUUAAUCCUAUUGCAAGCUCUGUUGUGGGGGAUGACAAUACUGUGUUCAUCCUAGUCUGUUCUCUGAAUUAAAAAAGCUUGAUUAGAAAUCAUUCUCUCUUGCCCACAUAUUUUCAGUAUGGUGAGUCCCAAUAUUGCCUGCAGUCAGGUUGUGAAUGGUAUAGCACAGCAAGCUAAGUGUGUUUUUCUUCAAGAUCAGUAAUUGGUUGGAACCUAUUUGUCAGUUCCAAAGACAAAGAUAAGUUGGUGGGUCCCUUUAGUAAGACAGUUGGGGCCCACUGUGUUAGUGUGUGGUAAGCCUUUAAUCAGUGGCCACAGCCAUGUCCUUUGGGCAUAAGCACUUUGCUUGUCAGCAGUUUUCGAUGCUCUAGGAGUAUCAGAGUUGUUGCUGCCCUAUUAGUGAUCUUGGAAAGCGCUGAAGCCAUCCCUUCUGGGGGUGCUGCUGGGGGACCGUUUCUUGGCUUUUGCUGACACUAGCUUAUCUUAAUUCUCUGCUAUAAAUGUGAACUGAUGUUUUAUGCAUUUAACAAACAAGAACAUGGGCUGUGUGGGAGAGGCAUUUAUUAUUCCAUGUAAGUGCUGAUGAUGUGCUUGGUGGGAGGUAGAUGUAAAAACAUCCCUGUCUGGAUGCGCAUAGUGACUCCUCUGUCCCUGACACAGCCUUGGCUGCACCAGCAGAUUUUCUUCUUGCCUAGGGAACAGCUGUGGCUUCUGAAGUCUUCCAGAGAAGUAGCCAAAGAAUCUGACUGUGAAGGCUUGCGUGUUAUGACGACCCCCAACAAAGGAAACAAAGCCUUGAAGGUGAAGCGGGAGCCGGGUGAGAAUGGGACCAGCUUGACAGAUGAAGAGCUGGUGACCAUGUCUGUGCGGGAGCUGAACCAGCAUCUGCGGGGCUUGUCUAAGGAGGAGAUAAUCCAGCUAAAGCAACGCCGGCGGACCCUGAAGAACAGGGGUUAUGCUGCUAGCUGCCGGGUCAAGAGGGUGACACAGAAGGAGGAGCUGGAGAAGCAGAAGGCAGAACUUCAGCAGGAGGUGGAGAAGCUGGCCUCGGAGAAUGCCAGCAUGAAAAUGGAACUUGAUGCCCUGCGCUCCAAGUACGAGGCGCUGCAGAACUUCGCCCGGACCGUGGCCCGGAGCCCUGUCACUCCUGCUCGGGGCCCACUUGCUUCCAGCAUGGGGCCCCUAGUGCCCGGCAAGGUUGCCACCACCAGCGUCAUCACGAUAGUGAAAUCCAAAACGGACGCCCGGUCUUAGUGAAACGAGCACUGCCUGGGCUUGUGUGUGCAGGGCAGUUAGGCACAAAGCUCAUCCGGAAUCCCCAAAGCACAACCCUCUCCCAGAUGGCCUAGCCCACACAGGCAUAUGCUGGCCUACUUGUCACUGCAGUCCCUUUGUUUUUAGCUUUGUUCUGGUUGGUGUGACUGAUGGUAAUGCAACCCUUCUGUGUGAGCAGAACCUUCCACCCAGAUGUAUUCUGGGAACAGACUGAAGGACCUCGGUACUCUAGCCAAAGAGAUUCUCAGCAGCAAGGAAUAAAUUCUUGGGGAGGCAUAACCCAAAGGGGCAGAGGUCAUAGAAAGUUGGAAGACCUGCUGUCAGUGAUGACUUACCAUUCUUCCAGGGUUGUAUGUCAGCUGUCCAGUCUGCUGCUUGUAAAUUGCUUGGUAUCAGUGGCUAUAAUGGGAGUAGUUUGUGUAACCAUUUUUCUAUUAACAUCUAGUUGCGCCUUUUAUGUUUAAAGGUGGGAUUCCUUAGGACUUUUCCUAAAAGGGGAGGGAAGGGACAAAAAUGCAGUUUCCCGGUGUCUGUGCUGCAGAGAAGGGAAAGGAGCCAGGAAUGGGCACUGUUGCCAGCCUGCCAGGAAGAAGGCAGGUUGUACCGUGGUGACUACAGGCCAGUUUUGUGCCUAAUGUGUUGCACUGAACAAGACCAAAAUCACUAGUUGUUUCCUGUGUUUGGAGAGUAUCAAGUGUCUCUAGUGUGAUGGUUUACACAACAAGUUUAUGUGGUUUAAAUAGACCUUUAUUUAAGAGAGAAACUUUCAUUUUAAAGAAUUAUUAAAUGACCUAAGUUUCAAAACUAAAAUUGGAUGAACUUGUAUUUGUCUCCUCGUUAAAGGGUAAGAAUAUUUCAUUGUCAUAUUCUUGGAGACCAUGAUAAUUUAAAAAGAAAAGAAAAGAAAAAAGUUAAAAGUUUCUCGCUCAGUCUUUGUGGCUCCGAGGUUGUUUUUUAUAAAGAGUUAUUAGACUUUUAUUUAUAAAUAAUGUAGGAGGGGGGGGAGACAAAAAAGGCUAGUCCUGUUUGAUAUCUUUUUGCAAUUGUACCAAAAGUGACUUAUUCUUGAACUCCUCACCCGCUUCUUUCGUGCUCCUGUUGUGUUUAGUUGUCUGUGCUCUGAGGUCUUGUGUGGCGCUGUGAUGUGAUGGUGCCAAUGGCCAUCUUUGCUGUGUGGAUGUCCUGUGAGCAUUUUUUUGCUUUUCCUGGGCUGAGUGCAGGGUGUUCUUGGGCAUUUCCCAAUAGACCUUCUGAAGAUUCUCUCUCAUGUGCUGCCCUGGGCUCCUGCUGGGAGGAAGGACGGGAUAUAAAUAAAAUAACAUAAUAAAUAAAUGUUAUCUGUGUCUGAUGGCAUCACUUCCUUGGUCACUGAAGCCUGAGAUGAAUCGGCUCUUCUAGGGUGUUGCCAAAACUGCUUAAUGAUAACUUGCAGAUAACGUUGCCUCUUCCAUCUUGCUUGCAUCAUAACCCCCAGAAUUUGUUUUCUUGCUGAUCCUGGGUCUCUCUAAAGGUCAGCGCCAAUGUGGUUGGAGAGACUGCCACUCAUCAUGCAGAAAUGUGAAGCAGUGAGUGGAAUUGGUAACAUAUCCAGCUACAGUAUUUCCUAAGGCUGGGCUACAGGCAGCAUCCAUGUAGGUUCACUGUUUGGGAAGAAUUCUUUUGAUAUCAAUGCUACAGUCAUCUACUUAUCUCCUGGCUGUUAUUUUCUAUUCUUGAGUAUGUUGAGAAGUACUUGGGAAUCAGAACUGGAAACCCCAUAGGGACUAAUGAGUGUGUGGUUGUCAGUGUGAUCUGAGAAUAUCCAGCUUUACUGUUUGUUUUUGGAUACUUAGAAAGCAUCAUUGGAAGCCUGGUCCCUGGGUGCUCCAAAGAAGCUCUUACUCCUUCUGGCAACCUGUUCUUUUCAGAGGGAAGGAGAAAAGUUGCCCUGCCUUCUGUGUUACUGCCUGGAAGUGAUUGCUUCACCGGGAGCAGGUGGUAAUAUCGUUAGCAAGAGGGACAUGUUGUGACUUUGCCAGUAUAAAUUUGUUAGAAUAUCACUCCUGGCGGGCUUUGAAAACCUGGGGCUUUGCCUAAAAAACAGUGGCCUUCAGAGCAAACACAGCUAGUGAAUGCUGGCAGAGAACACGUUCAGAACUCUGAACCAGCAUAAGAACAAUGUUGUAAUUGGCAGACAGUUGUGAUAACAUUGUCAGCAGGAUCUAAACACUUGUAUGGCUGAGCCUGGGUGGUACAGAAUCUGGUGGCUUUUCAAGGUUAUAUUUGAAUAGGUUUGGGUCUCAUGGCUAGAGAGAAAAAAACUUAAUGGCUGUUUUAAAGCUAAGGUGUCAAAUUCAUUUAUGCUGGAGGGUAACAAAAGAGCUCUGGUGUGGAUACACACUUAGCUUUGCUGCAGAUUCCACCCAACACUUGCUACUGUAUACUGCAAAUUUAGAUAGAAUAGGUAAGGGGCUACUGUUGGCAAGCCAGCAACUUGGUCCUACCUAGGUCAUUGGGUUUCUGAUCUGAAAAUGAUUGAAUUGUGUGUGGAGUAGAAUAGGGGUGCUGUGGGUCAGACUGGGGCUGCAAGACCUGAUAAGGCCACAGAGGUUUAUGUCCAUCAUUCCUGGUUUUAGAAGUUUAGAAAACAUGGAAGGACUAUGUAGGAUUGCUGGGUCCAGAGUUUUCCUACCUUUCAUUCUUUUAUAUCCCUCUACCUCUCUAUAAUUUUCCCUCCAUUAUUGUGCAUAUUUUCUUCCCUUUGUUGCCUUCCAUUUUCUAGUCCUUGCCAAAGAAAUCCAAAUUCUGUGAAAACCAAACAAUUGUAAUUGAGUAAGCAAUAUUUAUACAUACUUGUCAAACUAACAAACCACAGUAACAUGUAACUUGGGUUUUCUGGUCACCAAAUUGACAAGCAAGAGGUGGAAAAUGUUAAGUCUACUCGUCAUAGCUUGCUUUUGAGAGUUGCAUGAAGGGCAGUAAUGUGGACUGCUAUGCUUACUGAUGAGCAACAACUAAACUCUGUCUGACCUCAGUCUGCCUCUUCAUUUGCAUCAGUGUGCUUCUCUGUACUGUAUUUGCUUACAGCCCCAUGGAAAGCAGGGUGAUGACAUCUGUGGUGGUAACACUGAUGUUUAAAUGCAGCUCGUAUGAGAAAGUGAUUGAGUGGGGCUGUCUUUCUGGGGUAGAAGUUUCUUUUCAGCAAUCCUUGUUGACUCACUUGAAUCUAUCACGGCCACAUUGUCCUAAACAAUUCUUAACAGCUCACUGGAGUUGGCUGAGCUUCCAUUGCUGCUUCCUGUUACUGAAUUGUAUACUUAUUCUACCUAGAUCUCAGAUAGCAUGAAGGACUUCUACUGAAAGUCUCUCCUUUAGAGUUCCAACUCUUGCUCUUCCCAAGAGUUGAGAAGCUGUCUGCAGCCAGGGUUGUUGGAGGGAGUUGGAUGCUGCAGGCAGCUUGGAUGCUGCAGGUGUGUUAUCAGACACUCUCUGGAAAGUGUGAAGGAUGGAAAUUAAAAUGGUAAAUCUUCCAAUGCCCAAGGGACCCUUGACACCUCUCAUCUUCCUUCACCCAGUUUCAGUUUGUCUCCUUCUACUGUUUAUUAGUUCUUCCCAUCCCAGGUGCCCCUCUCAAGCCCUUCCCCUUGAUUUCUCUUUCUGGUAUAUAGCAUUCAGAGUGUGAUGGUUCUUGUUUUCAAGGUGCUUGUUUGUUUGGUUUUUCUGCUGUGAAGGGUGUUGUGUGUUUAUUUCUCCUUUUUUAUUAUGGGGCAUUUUGUUUGAUGCAACAGGUGGAGAGCUUUGCUUUCUACUUAGCUGCAGAGCAAAUCUGUGAAGUAUAAUUCCGCCCACAUGUGGCUUGUGGCAGGGAAGGGGAGGGGGGCUUGUUUAUGUCGUGGUGAAUUGUGUGAAAGUGAUAUCUUUGAUUAUGGAGCAAUUAUUUUUAUUCGGAAAAGGUGAAAGAGACUGCAGGCUAGGAUCUAGGGUAUUUGACACUUGAGUUUGGGUGGAGACUGCUCAGAGUUUGCACAUGGGAAAUGUGCUCUCAGAUUGAAGAGCUGUGAGUGUGUGAGUGCACAAAUACAUGGAUGCACACACUUCACAUGCAUUUGUGCAUACAAGACACUGCAUCUCUGGUAUUUCCUCUGUAAAGUGUUCAUGUUUGCAUCUCUUGUGCUCAUUGCACACUCCAUAGAUGUUGCAAAAUGCCCUUGGCAGGGGAUUGGACUAGAUGACCUUUGAAGUACCUUCCAAGGUACUCUAUGAUUCUAUAUUCUCUUCAUUCAUCACCUUUAAACAGAAUUGGUAUUCCUUUAUAUUGAUGAAGUUGUACUCAGAAUUGUAGCUGUGGUAUCUUGUCUUCCCUGCCUCUGCAAGAUACAAGCACUUAGUGACCGGCCCCCUCUUCUCACACCUUCUCGAUGUCUCAAGCUGUAUUUCGUCAAUAAUAAAAAAUUCCUAAUGCAUAGGAAUGGGCCUUUUCUGUUUGAUAACAUUGCUGCUUCCUCUGACACUUGCAGCAGUUGGUAGCUUUGGCUGCUAAAACAAAAUCUUUUUGCCAUGUUAAGAGACCAGGACAAUAUAUCACAGCAGCCUUGCUGUGAGCUUCAAGCAGGUUCUUCCAAGGUGAGGAUUUAGCUUUUCCUCUCCCAUUAGCUGAUGUAUACAAGCUCUGGACAUUUGUGUCUGUCACCUGUAUGAAUGAGUAGCAUUGAGGAGUUGAAGUGAAUAGUCUCCUCUUUCCCAAUGAAGGUAUGUUACUGUCUGGCUAAAGCAAGGGGGGCUGUUGUCUCCAGAUGGUUCCAAACUAAAUCCUACUUGUCUUUGCUCUUGCCCUCACCUGCAGUUUGUUCUGAGUUUAUUACACCCUUUGCCACACAGGAAUAUUAGGGAUACAAACAAGAUAAAUAAGAAUAUUCAGAGCACUUAAGGAGAUGGGCUAAGGACUGCUCCUUCCCAUCCUCUAGAUGUUGAGGACAGUCCUCACAAGAUAGUGAUUGAGAUAAUAAAUAAACUGCUGCUUUAAAAUGUUUCUUAAAAGGGGGGAGAGGAGUAUUUUGAUAAAAAAGAAUCUGUCUCCAAAGCUAAUAAAACUGGAGAUUAAUUCUAUGUGCCAGGGGUGUAAUAGCAUAUUGUCAAGUCCUGGGGUUCUUCCGUACAACAGGAGAGCCCAACUAAUUAAUCAGUAUUUAUUGCUAAAUUAUUGUCCUUUUUCAAUCUGUAGAUAUAACUGUUGGGGAUUUGUUGCCACAGCCCCAGUGGAGGUGUUGUUAAUUUAUUUAUGUAUAUAGUGUAUGUUUGUUGAUAUGAAGCAUUCUUUAUUUUGUAUAUGAUCAAUAAACAUCUUUAAAGAG